Kickxella alabastrina is the source of this 1026-nucleotide messenger RNA. Its product is annotated as t-SNARE. Gene Ontology annotation, biological process: exocytosis; vesicle fusion; intracellular protein transport. Gene Ontology annotation, molecular function: SNAP receptor activity; SNARE binding. The transcript is spliced from 7 exons. The record is from RefSeq and is a predicted model, not a curated record. Gene Ontology annotation, cellular component: SNARE complex; endomembrane system; plasma membrane. NCBI's taxonomy places the organism in Eukaryota, Fungi, Kickxellomycota, Kickxellomycetes, Kickxellales, Kickxellaceae. Bases 1 to 1026 code for a protein of 341 amino acids.
AUGAAUCGCAAUCGGUUCUCAGAGUUUAUUGCGCGCCGGGGAGAGGAUGCGUCUGACGGCAGCGACGGCGGCUCCCCAGGAAGCCUGUCCUCCAUCGGCGACUCUAGCGUCAAUGUGGAGAUGGAGAAAUAUUUUUCAACAUUGAACGGCAUCGAAAGAGACAUUAACUCCGUUAGCAGCAAUGUUGACGAGCUGGGGGUUCUUCACGGGCGGCUUCUCUCUACAGCCGAUGGGGACAAGUCUGAAGCCAUUGCCGAACUGCGGGACCAAAAAACAUUACAAAUAAAUAACCAGAUCAAGAAGCUCAAGAGCGAGCUGAACGCUGUCGAUCAGAUGAAUCAAAACACCCAACUCAGCCCCGGGCAAGAGGCAACAAGAAGAAGUCGCCACACAGUUUUGGCUCGCAAGCUGAUGACCGUACUGGACAAGUACCGCACGCUCGAGCGCGAAUCACAGAAGCGAUACAGGACCCGCAUGGAGAAACAUAUACGGCUAGUCAGACCGGACGCCACCGACGAGGAAGUCGCCGAAGCAGCAAGCAACGAGGUGUCGCGUUCUGUUUUUGCAAUGGAUGUGAUGACGUCCUACCGAAGCAAAGUUGCCAAGCGCAUGCUGCGUGAUGUUGAGAAUAGAGAUAAGGAUAUUCGCGAGAUCAGCAGCACAAUAGAGCUUUUGAACCGCAUGUUCGUGGACAUGGAAGAGCUCGUCGCACAGCAGCAGGAUGUGCUAAAUAAUAUUGAGCAGGCGGUAGACAAUACCGAUGAGUAUGUAACUCAAGGAGCUACCGAAGUCAAGCGCGCAACUCGUCUGAGCAUGAAAAUUAGAAAGAAAAAGUGGUGCCUGCUUUUCCUACUGGUAUUGGUUGUCACUGCCAUUGCCCUCGGUGUUGCGAUCCCCCUGGCCACUAAAAAGGGAGGCAGCAGCAGUAACAAUAACAACAGCGGUGGUAAUGGUAGUUCAAGCAAUAGAGCCAUCAGUACUGGAGGUAUCAAACCACAGAUGUUUACCUUGUUUUUAGCAGAAUAG